GAGAGAGAGAGAGAGAGAGAGAGAGAGAGAGAGAGAGAGAGAGAGAGAGAGAGAGAGAGAGAGAAAAAAUGAAAUAGUAUUCCGUUACACACACGUACUCACACGGCGCCUGGUAAACAAGAGUGCUCAGCCGGGGUUCACUUCAGAAUGGCGCUGCUAAGGUCCAGAAUUACCUCCUUUUACGCGGCUUCCCGUCAUGUCAUCACACGUAACACCACGAGAGCGCUAUCAGUCAGCCCACAGCACCACAAGCCGGGCAGCAGUGUGGGUUUCAUCGGCCUCGGCAACAUGGGUGGGCCAAUGGCUGUCAAUCUGCUGAACAAGGGCCACUCCAUAGUUGUGUACGAUGUGAGCGAGGAGGCCAUGAAGCGACUGGAGGACGAGGGGGCAUGUGCAGCCUCCAGCCCGUCAGAGGUGGCCAGUAAGGUGGACCGGAUCAUCAGCAUGCUGCCCAACUCCCAGCAUGUGCGGUCCUGCUAUGCUGGUGACAAGGGAGUCUUUCAGACGAUACAGCCGGGCACACUCAUUCUGGACAGCAGCACCAUUGAUCCCACUGUGUCCAAGGAAAUGGCAGGCCUGGCAGGCAAGAAGGGAGCUGUCUUCAUGGACGCUCCUGUGUCUGGGGGUGUCAAUGCAGCAAAAGGUGGAACUCUCACAUUCAUGGUUGGAGGAGAGGAGAAGGAAUUCGAGGCAGCCAAGGUGCUACUCUCAGCCAUGGGGAAGAACAUUGUCUACUGUGGUGAGGUGGGGAACGGACAGGCAGUGAAGAUUUGUAAUAAUAUGUUGCUUGCGAUCACCAUGAUUGGAACAGCCGAGACCAUGAACCUGGGAAUGAGAUUGGGUUUGGAGCCAAAGCUGAUGGCAAGCAUCAUCAACACAGCCACAGGACGGUGCUGGGCCAGUGAACUGUAUAACCCAGUCCCGGGUGUGCUGGAGAACGUGCCUUCCUCAAACAACUAUCAGGGAGGUUUUGGAACAGCACUAAUGGUGAAGGACUUGGGAUUGGCACAGGCAGCAGCUACAGACACCCAGAGCCCAACACCUCUCGGCUCACUUUCUCAUCAGAUUUACAGACUGAUGUGCAACUCAGGUCUAGCAGAGAAAGAUUUUUCCUCAAUCUUCUUGCUCCUCCAGGAACAAAACAAAUGAACACAUUGGUGGAGUGGUGUAUAAAGACUAGGCAGUUGUAGCUUAGCUUUGUAAUGGUUGUGUUAGUCUACACUUGGAUACAAGUUAAUGUGAUGAGCUACAGUGAAUCUCAUCUUGCAGGACUGUGUGGAAGAAGCUUUAUCUGUACCACAAACAUAAGUAAUGCAACGUCCCAAUCUUUGACAUAGGAAUGUAACUCAAAAGCAGCUUGUAUGAUGAGCUGUACUGUGUUCAUUAAUUAUUGUGUAUCACAAAACUCAAUUUGUAUACCUUAUGAUGUACUUAAAAUUUCCUAUCUGCCUUAAGUCUGUGCUUCAUCCCAAAGUCCAUACAUUUCUGAGAAUGAAAUAUAUAGCAAGAGUAUUAGCAGGUCUUAAUGAUUAGAAUGUAAUGUUCUGUUUCAACAUGUGAUGAAACAACUUCCUAGUCUUGUACUGUAUUGGUUGUUUAAGUUACUUUGGUGUGCAGUAGCAGUGAUCAUUCCACAUGGCUUGGUAUUCACAUGGGAACUAAGUGGCUUAAUACCUUAAUUCUGGCACAGGUAUUGCCACAAGUUGAGUAAUCUAGUGCACUAACUUCUGUAAUGCUUGGCGUUCUUCCUCAGUCUUCACUCUGAUCUGAAUAUGCACCAGAACAGAGGGUUUAAGAUUGAGGUAAGAUGCUGACUCAGUGUAAGUCUGUGCAGAAAGCUCACUGAGUAUUGACUAUGAUUGUUAAUGAAGAACCUUUGACUUACUGUUUAUAUCUCUGGAGGGAGAUGUACAACAUCAGACCAAGGAGGCUGCAGACAAACAGAGCUGUGAGGAGCAGCAGGAGAUGGGGAGCAUACAGCAGUAUUCCCAACAUUGUGACUACUGCCACCACCACUGUCAUGACCAUGGACCACCUGUGGCCCAAACGGUUCUGUCAAACAAAAUAACACGUUUCUAAACCCAUUCAUUUUCACACUUAACAGGAGCAUAAUGAAGCAUAAUUAAAAAGAGCAAUGUACUACUAUAUCAUUAUCACUCAUACUAUGAACAACAGGAAAUUAAAGUAUCCAAUUCUAUUCCAUAAAAUAACAAAAGUAGAGGUGAGAGUACACAGCCUCUCUCCACUGUAUUCUUUGAUGUGCCUUGUUGCUUGCUCUGCUCUGUGUAUCAUCUUUUGCAGCAUUCAUUCAGAGAAAAUCUGCUUUGUACUGCAUACAGCGAUCUUGUUUUGUGUUGCCAAUGUUGUGAUUUACUUAGCCAUAUGUCAUUAGUAGUAAGAUGCUUUGGUUACACUAUAGAGAGGCCAAGAAGCAAAGAUGUUAGGAUAUGCAGGGGAAUGUAUGUGUGGAGAUGCCAUGUUUUGAGUACCUUCCUUUCAGGGGAAUGUCAGUCUGGUAUACAGAUACACACUGUUAAAAAGAUGCAAUAUGUUUAACAGUAUUGAUUUUAUUGUGAUGUAGGGCAGCUAGAGUAUAAUAAAAAUUGUUGAAGUAAA
Scylla paramamosain (green mud crab) is the source of this 2616-nucleotide messenger RNA. RefSeq names its product 3-hydroxyisobutyrate dehydrogenase, mitochondrial-like. Gene Ontology annotation, biological process: L-valine catabolic process. The record is from RefSeq and is a predicted model, not a curated record. The coding region runs from base 148 to 1149 and encodes 333 amino acids. The transcript is spliced from 7 exons. NCBI's taxonomy places the organism in Eukaryota, Metazoa, Arthropoda, Malacostraca, Decapoda, Portunidae. Gene Ontology annotation, cellular component: mitochondrion. Gene Ontology annotation, molecular function: NADP binding; 3-hydroxyisobutyrate dehydrogenase activity; NAD binding.